CACACAACACGCAUUGCAUUCAUAUAUAUCCAACCCCAUAAAACCAAAGAAAAACCAAACCUCCAUCUUCAUUCUUCUUCACCUAUCAACAUAAUACAAACACUCCAUUAUUUUACAUAUAUAUUAUAGCUAUGAGUAAUUUCAAUGAUGAUCAAAACCAUGAUGAUCAUAAUUAUUAUCCAUUUGGAAAUUUCUAUCAUGGAUCAAGUCAAAGCAACUUCAACAAAAAAAUCUUGUUAACCGCUAUAGUUUCUUUGGUACUAGUAUUGAUUUUGGUCUUGGCUCUUCAUCUCUACGCUAGGUAUGUUCUCAAACGCCAAGCUCGCCGGAGAGCUGCCAUUCAUCAACUCAGCCUCACCGUCGCUCAUGCUCACGUUCAAUUCGCCGAUCCAUCAAACACCGGACUCGAUCCAACGCUCAUCGCCACUCUUCCCACUUUCCUCUUCAAACAAAAAGGAAAACAAGAUGAAGAACAAAACAACAAUAUUGUUGAAUGUGCAGUGUGUUUGAGUUUGUUAGAAGAUGGAGAAAUGAUGAGGUUGCUUCCUAAUUGUAAGCAUAGUUUCCAUGUAGGCUGUAUCGAUAUGUGGUUGGCUUCGCAUUCCACUUGCCCAAUUUGUCGAACCAAGGUUGAACCGCGGCUCGAACCAGAAACACGCGAGGGUCCCACUUGGUUUAAACCAUCGUCCGAAAGUACUUCAGAUGGUGGUGGUUCGAUUAAUGAGUCCCCCAAGAAUAUUUCUCGAUUGAGUUCUUUUCAAAGGAUUCUUACCAGAGAUAGAUCUUCUAGAAGAAUUCAACCUUCUAGUACGGCUCGUGUUGAUAUUAUUAUAGAUCGUGAUUUAGAGAGACAAUAAUUUUUUCAUGUAACAAAAUUUAGAUCAGAAAAGAUAAAUUAUGUAAAAUUUGAAAGAGUUACCAUAUUUGAUUGAUGAUUUACCAAAUAUUAAUAUUAUUAUAUUGUUGUUAUUAAUAUUAAUGAGGUAUUACUACUCUAUAUGGGUUUAAAUUUUUGUAAAAUGAUGAUGUAAUAGUUUUGACAUUUUUUUUACAUGUUAAUUUAGUCAAAAGUACGAGCGGUUUUGGUGUUGAAUUUCAUUAAUCGUGCAUUAUUAAACUUAUUAUGGACAAAGGAUUUGGUGUUUGGUAACAUGGGUUAACGUAAUAUAAUGACAUGAAAAUAUAUAUUAAUGGGGAAGAUUAGGUGGUUGCUCCAUGUGAUGUGAGCUAGCAAUUGUACUUAUGUUUUUGUUUUGUUUUUCAGUUUGUUGUUUUGUUGUGUUUUAUUGGACAUAUUUGGUGAGGGAAACGAGAACCAUGAUCCUGAUAAUUGGGAUUUGUGUUGACUUACUCAUGUGAAAAUGUAUGAAGAUAAACAAAGGAGUAGAUGGAAUCUUUGAUUGAUGAUGAUGACAUUUGUUUUUGUCAAAUUAGUAGUAGCGUUUUACUCAAGUUUUCAGUUAUUGUUUUUUAAAAUAUUUGGUGUAACUGGCCACUAACUAAUAAACCACUUUUAUGGAUCCAUAUUAGAGGGGCCAAUAAGGGCCAACAUUUGAAUAGAGAAGUAGGUCUUGGUUUUGAAAACGUGUACAAGGGGGAAAAAAGGAGGUACUUGUGGUUCAAAGGGAAAUGAUACGUAAAGUUGGUGUGAAUUCGUAUAUAACGGAUGAACGGUUUUGAUUAAUCUCAAUCGUUUAUUUCAGUAAAAUACAUACAAUUAAUAACAUUAUUUGAUAGAUAGA
This is a messenger RNA of Lathyrus oleraceus (garden pea), 1742 nucleotides long. RefSeq names its product RING-H2 finger protein ATL40. Lineage: Eukaryota; Viridiplantae; Streptophyta; Magnoliopsida; Fabales; Fabaceae. Bases 132 to 857 code for a protein of 241 amino acids. The transcript has a single exon. The record is from RefSeq and is a predicted model, not a curated record.